AUGAGAAACGAGCCAGUUCCCGCUCGCAAAGGGAAUGUGUUAUGUGCAGGCACGCCGUGCUCCUGCGCUGGCUGUGACAGAGCCCGGCGGGGUGCGAAGGCGCCCGAGCUCCCCAAGAGAAGGGAGUGGCCCGGUGGUCCCCGGGCUCCGCGCCGAGCUGCUCACCUGCAAGAACAGACCAUGCCCAGGCCCUGCCGAGGCUCCCGCGGCAGCACGCUAGAUCCCAAGGAGGAAUGCUUUACAGAGAAAUCAGUGCUUGCCCAGCCAACAUUUGUUUUUGAGAAGAAGGAUCGUUCUUUGAAGCGGCCUGCAGAAGACCCAGUUUGCAAAGCUGAAAAUGAUUUCAUUAGUUGUUCCAGAAAACGUGCAAGAUCAUCAUCUUUGACUUUCCAGAAGUCUGACUCUCAGUCUAACACUGAUACAGCUCUCACACAGCAAAGAGGGAGAUCAUCUUCAUUUAACAUCCUUCCUACUUUCCCUCCCUCCCAGGCAGUAAAGAAGAAUAACAUAUUCAUGACCUCAGCUCUUCUUCAAAGAAAUCCUGACAUCAUCAAAAGUCCAAGAGAAGGAUCCUUGUCACCAAGUCAAUUGUGGAAUGUCAUUAGACCUGCCACUUUACAGCCCCCACAAGCCCUGACCUGUCCUGAAAUUCCUGUAGUAUCUCUAAUGACUAAGAAAGAAGCAUGUGUUCAGCUAUCUGAAGACAGCUCUUAUUUAUCCACUGAGAAUUCAGUAAAUUCCAAAACAGCAAUGGGGUCAUCUAUUACCAUGAGUCUUUCCAGCUCUCAAAAAACACAAAGUCAGUUGCUUAAAGAAAGAAGUGUACAAAACAGCAGCAAUUCAGAUUUUGUGUUUGGGGAAAACAUGGUUGAAAGAGUUUUGGUUGGAUCUGCACAUGCUGGCAGACUUUUUAUCAAGAGUCCUGAGAAGCAUCCCAAGCUGUGCAAUGAAGCUGAUUUACACAAAGGAGAAAUAACGUCCAUGUCCACAGGAUCUUCUCAUGUCAGGCCGCAAACAAAAAAACCUUUGUUGAAGAAUGCAACACUAAUUGAAUCAGCAGCUGCUUGUGUUUCCAAGCCAGUGGAGAAAAUCCUGUUAGAUAAAGUUGAAGUUAUAACUGGAGAAGAAGCAGAACAAAAUGUAUUGCAGAUUAACUGCAAGCUUUUUGUAUUUAAUAAGCUUUCUUUAAGCUGGACUGAAAGAGGCAGAGGAUCCCUGAGGCUUAAUGACACUUCUAGCAAUAAGCAUGGAAUGUUACAGUCAAGGCUAAUUAUGCGAAAUCAAGGUAGCUUGAGACUGAUUCUCAACACCCAGCUGUGGGAACAAAUGGUUAUAAAAAGAGCAAACAGAAAGAGCCUGUGCUUCACUGCCACAGAUCAAGAGGACCAUUCUGUUAAAGUAUUUCUAACUCAGGCAAGCUCAAAAGACACUGAACACCUUUAUGCAGCAAUACAUCAUCGCCUUGUGGCCUUGCGAAGCUUUGCUGAGCAAAAGCCAGAUGCUCAUCAGGGAGACACAGAGUCAGAAACAGCUUUUCAGCCAUUAAACUGUGAUAGUGAUGAUGAAGAUGAUGAAGAACUAAGUCAAGUGAGCAGCACUGGAUCUGGUAAGUGUCCUCUCUGUAAUUUUAUCUUAGAAGCUAUUAGAAUGAAUUCAAAGAUUCUGGAAUCUAGGACUGGGUAAGUCCCAAGAAGUCUCUCCAAACCCAGCCAUAGGCCUUACAAGAAAAAUCACAGCAUGCAAAGACAUAAGAAUGUAUCCCAAAUGGAUCCACAAAGAAUUGCAUGGGUUUUCAAGACUGCUGGUAUUGAGAGCCCAUAGUCUCCAAACACCAGCAGUGUGCUGGUCCGAGAGAAAGACAGUAUCCUAAUAUAGAAAUGCAA
This is a messenger RNA of Melospiza georgiana, 1883 nucleotides long. It is a transcript of the gene RANBP3L, whose product is annotated as RAN binding protein 3 like. The record is from RefSeq and is a predicted model, not a curated record. Gene Ontology annotation, biological process: protein export from nucleus. Gene Ontology annotation, molecular function: GTPase activator activity. Gene Ontology annotation, cellular component: nuclear pore; cytoplasm. The transcript is spliced from 15 exons. NCBI's taxonomy places the organism in Eukaryota, Metazoa, Chordata, Aves, Passeriformes, Passerellidae. Bases 1 to 1683 code for a protein of 560 amino acids.